GAUCUUUGGGAAGUUCCGUUGGGGAAGAUGGCGGCGGCCGCGAGCACCCUUCUCUUCUUGCCGCCGGGGACUUCAGACUGAGCAUUCUCGGGACGAGUAGGGACUGCUGGUGCCCUGCGUCCCGGGAGCCCGAACCAACCUGGUUCCUCCAUUAGUGGUAGGGAAAGGCUUAUCCUCUUGUGUAGGACUCAGGCCCUCCCCGCCGUCAGGAUGAAGGCUCAGGGGGAAACCGAGGAGUCGGAAAAGCUGAGUAAGAUGAGUUCUCUCUUGGAACGCCUCCAUGCAAAAUUUAACCAAAAUAGACCUUGGAGUGAAACCAUUAAGCUUGUGCGUCAAGUCAUGGAGAAGAGGGUUGUGAUGAGUUCUGGAGGGCAUCAACAUUUGGUCAGCUGUUUGGAGACGUUGCAGAAAGCUCUCAAAGUAACAUCUUUACCAGCAAUGACUGACCGUUUGGAGUCUAUAGCAAGACAAAAUGGACUGGGCUCUCAUCUCAGUGCCAGUGGCACUGAAUGUUACAUCACGUCAGAUAUGUUCUAUGUGGAAGUGCAGUUAGAUCCUGCAGGACAGCUUUGUGAUGUAAAAGUGGCUCACCAUGGGGAGAAUCCUGUGAGCUGUCCAGAACUUGUGCAGCAGCUAAGGGAAAAAAAUUUUGAUGAAUUUUCUAAGCACCUUAAGGGUCUUGUUAAUCUUUAUAAUCUUCCAGGGGACAACAAACUGAAGACUAAAAUGUACUUGGCUCUCCAAUCCUUAGAACAGGACCUAUCUAAAAUGGCAGUUAUGUAUUGGAAAGCAACCAAUGCUGGUCCCUUGGAUAAGAUUCUUCAUGGAAGUGUUGGCUAUCUCACUCCACGAAGUGGGGGUCAUUUAAUGAACUUGAAGUAUUAUGCCUCUCCUUCUGACCUGCUGGAUGAUAAGACUACAUCCCCUAUCAUUUUGCAUGAGAAUAAUGUUCCUCGAUCUUUGGGCAUGAAUGCAUCAGUGACAAUUGAAGGAACAUCUGCUAUGUAUAAACUCCCAAUUGCACCAUUAAUUAUGGGGUCACAUCCAGUUGACAACAAAUGGACUCCCUCCUUCUCCUCAAUCACCAGUGCCAACAGUGUUGAUCUUCCUGCCUGUUUCUUCUUGAAAUUUCCCCAGCCAAUCCCAGUAUCUAGAGCAUUUGUUCAGAAACUUCAGAACUGCACAGGAAUUCCAUUGUUUGAAACCCAGCCAACUUAUGUACCUCUCUAUGAACUGAUCACUCAAUUUGAACUGUCAAAGGAUCCUGACCCCAUACCUUUGAAUCACAACAUGCGAUUUUAUGCUGCUCUCCCAGGUCAGCAGCACUGCUAUUUCCUCAACAAGGAUGCUCCUCUCCCAGAUGGCAGAAGUCUACAGGGAACCCUUGUUAGCAAAAUCACCUUUCAGCACCCUGGCCGAGUUCCUCUUAUCCUGAAUCUAAUCAGACACCAAGUGGCCUAUAACACCCUAAUUGGAAGCUGUGUCAAAAGAACUAUUCUGAAAGAAGAUUCUCCUGGGCUUCUCCAAUUUGAAGUGUGUCCCCUCUCAGAGUCCCGUUUCAGCGUAUCUUUUCAGCACCCCGUGAAUGACUCCCUGGUGUGUGUGGUAAUGGAUGUACAGGACUCAACACAUGUGAGCUGUAAACUGUACAAGGGGCUGUCAGAUGCACUCAUUUGCACAGAUGACUUCAUUGCCAAAGUUGUUCAAAGAUGUAUGUCCAUCCCUGUGACGAUGAGGGCUAUUCGGAGGAAAGCUGAAACCAUUCAGGCCGACACCCCAGCACUGUCCCUCAUUGCAGAGACAGUUGAAGACAUGGUGAAAAAGAACCUGCCCCCGGCUAGCAGCCCAGGGUAUGGCAUGACCACAGGCAACAACCCAAUGAGUGGUACCACUACACCAACCAACACCUUUCCGGGGGGUCCCAUUACCACCUUGUUUAAUAUGAGCAUGAGCAUCAAAGAUCGGCAUGAGUCGGUGGGCCAUGGGGAGGACUUCAGCAAGGUGUCUCAGAACCCAAUUCUUACCAGUUUGUUGCAAAUCACAGGGAACGGGGGGUCUACCAUUGGCUCGAGUCCGACCCCUCCUCAUCACACGCCGCCACCUGUCUCUUCGAUGGCCGGCAACACCAAGAACCACCCGAUGCUCAUGAACCUUCUUAAAGAUAACCCUGCCCAGGAUUUCUCAACCCUUUAUGGAAGCAGCCCUUUAGAAAGGCAGAACUCCUCUUCCGGCUCACCCCGGAUGGAAAUGUGCUCGGGAAGCAACAAGACAAAGAAGAAGAAGUCUUCAAGAUUACCACCUGACAAACCCAAGCACCAGACUGAAGAUGACUUUCAGAGGGAGCUAUUUUCAAUGGAUGUUGACUCACAGAACCCUAUCUUUGAUGUCAACAUGACAACUGACACGCUGGAUACGCCACACAUCACUCCAGCUCCAAGCCAGUGUAGCACUCCCCCAACAACUUACCCACAACCAGUACCUCACCCCCAACCCAGUAUUCAAAGGAUGGUCCGACUGUCCAGCUCAGACAGCAUUGGCCCAGAUGUAACUGAUAUCCUUUCAGACAUUGCAGAAGAAGCUUCUAAGCUUCCCAGCACUAGUGAUGACUGUCCACCCAUUGGCACCCCUGUUCGAGAUUCUUCAAGCUCUGGGCAUUCUCAGAGUGCCCUCUUUGACCCUGAUGUCUUUCAAACCAAUAAUAAUGAAAAUCCAUACACUGAUCCAGCUGACCUUAUUGCAGAUGCUGCUGGAAGCCCCAGUAGUGACUCUCCUACUAAUCAUUUUUUUCCUGAUGGAGUAGAUUUCAAUCCUGAUUUGUUGAACAGCCAGAGCCAAAGUGGUUUUGGAGAAGAAUAUUUUGAUGAAAGCAGCCAAAGUGGAGAUAAUGAUGAUUUCAAAGGAUUUGCUUCUCAGGCACUAAAUACUUUGGGGGUGCCAAUGCUUGGAGGUGAUAACGGGGAGACUAAGUUUAAAGGCAACAGCCAAGCUGACACAGUUGAUUUCAGUAUUAUAGCAGUGGCUGGUAAGGCUUUGGGUCCUGCAGAUCUUAUGGAGCAUCACAGUGGUAGCCAGAGUCCUUUAUUGACCACUGGGGACAUAGGGAAAGAAAAGACUCAAAAGAGAGUGAAGGAAGGCAAUGGCACCAGUAAUAGUAGUUUGUCAGGGCCAGGAUUAGACAGCAAACCAGGAAAACGCAGUCGGACCCCUUCUAAUGAUGGCAAAAGCAAAGAUAAGCCUCCAAAGAGGAAGAAGGCAGACACUGAGGGAAAGUCUCCAUCUCACAGUUCUUCUAACCGACCUUUCACCCCACCUACUAGUACAGGUGGAUCCAAAUCUCCAGGCAGUUCAGGACGAUCUCAGACUCCCCCAGGUGUUGCCACUCCACCCAUUCCUAAAAUCACUAUUCAGAUUCCUAAGGGAACUGUGAUGGUGGGCAAGCCCUCCUCUCACAGUCAGUAUACCAGCAGUGGUUCUGUGUCUUCCUCGGGAAGUAAAAGCCACCAUAGCCAUUCUUCCUCGUCUUCUGCUUCCAACUCAGGCAAGAUGAAAAGCAGUAAAUCAGAAGGUUCAUCAAGUUCCAAGUUAAGUAGCAGUAUAUAUUCUAGCCAGGGGUCUUCUGGAUCUAGCCAGUCCAAAAAUUCAUCCCAGUCUGGGGGAAAGCCAGGCUCCUCUCCUAUUACCAAGCAUGGACUGAGCAGUGGCUCCAGCGGCACCAAGAUGAAACCUCAAGGGAAGCCAUCAUCACUUAUGAAUCCUUCUUUAAGUAAACCAAACAUAUCCCCUUCCCAUUCAAGGCCACCUGGAGGCUCUGAUAAGCUUGCCUCUCCAAUGAAACCUGUUCCUGGUACUCCCCCAUCUUCUAAAGCCAAGUCCCCUAUCAGUUCAGGUUCUGGUGGUUCUCAUAUGUCUGGAACUAGUUCAGGCACUGGCAUGAAGUCAUCUUCAGGGUUAGGAUCCUCUGGCUCACUGUCUCAGAAAACUCCUCCAUCUUCUAACUCUUGUACAUCAUCUUCCUCUUCCUUUUCCUCAAGUGGCUCUUCCAUGUCAUCCUCUCAGAACCAGCAUGGGAGUUCCAAAGGGAAAUCUCCCAGCAGGAAUAAGAAGCCGUCCUUAACAGCUGUCAUAGAUAAACUGAAGCAUGGGGUUGUCACCAGUGGUCCUGGGGGUGAAGACCCAAUGGAUGGCCAAAUGGGGGUGAGCACAAAUUCUUCUAGCCAUCCUAUAUCCUCCAAACAUAACAUGUCAGGAGGAGAGUUCCAGGGCAAGCGUGAGAAAAGUGAUAAAGACAAAUCAAAAGUUUCCACCUCGGGGGGCUCAGUGGAUUCAUCUAAGAAGACCUCAGAGUCAAAAAAUGUGGGGAGCACAGGUGUGGCAAAAAUUAUCAUCAGCAAGCACGAUGGGGGAUCCCCCAGCAUUAAAGCCAAAGUGACUUUGCAGAAACCUGGGGAAAGUAGUGGAGAAGGGCUCAGGCCUCAGAUGGCCUCUUCCAAAAACUAUGGCUCUCCACUCAUCAGUGGUUCCACUCCAAAGCAUGAGCGUGGCUCCCCCAGCCACAGUAAGUCACCAGCAUACACCCCCCAGAAUCUGGACAGUGAAAGUGAGUCAGGCUCCUCCAUAGCAGAGAAGUCUUAUCAGAACAGUCCCAGCUCAGAUGAUGGCAUCCGACCUCUUCCAGAAUACAGCACAGAGAAGCAUAAGAAGCACAAAAAAGAAAAGAAGAAAGUAAAAGACAAAGAUAGGGAUCGGGACCGUGACAAAGACCGAGACAAGAAAAAAUCUCAUAGCAUCAAGCCAGAGAGUUGGUCUAAAUCACCCAUCUCUUCAGACCAGUCCUUGUCUAUGACAAGUAACACAAUUUUAUCUACAGACAGGCCCUCAAGGCUCAGCCCUGACUUUAUGAUUGGGGAGGAAGAUGAUGAUCUUAUGGAUGUGGCCUUGAUUGGCAACUAGGAACCUUUUUAAGAUUAAAAACAUGGCCAGAAAACAAAACAAAACAAAACUAAUAAGUGUAUAGGCAAACCACCAUGAGGGCUGAGUCAGAUAGGUCUGCUUUCAUGUUUAAGAAUCUUAAAUGGCAUGGCUUUGACAUGAGUUGGGUGAAUUUAGAAGGGCACAGCCAGACCCUACUAAAGAGACCAUAAGGUUUCAUUCUGAUUACCAAGAAUCACGUGUUCCUUUGCCAGGAAAGAAAAAAAAAAGUUAAAAUACUUGCUUAUGAAAGGGAGGGGGUGGGAAGGGCUUAGGGAGAGGGAAGGGUGGGAAACAGUUUUGUGGGAAAUAUUCAUAUAUAUUUUUUCUCCCUUUUUCCAUUUUUAGGCCAUGUUUUAAACUCAGUGCAUGUAUUUGAAGGGCUGGGCAGAAAAUGAAAAAGCAAUACAUUCCUUGAUGCAUUUGCAUGAAGGUUGUUCACCUUUGUUUAGGCAGUUGUCCAUUUGAGGCAUGGGCAAAUGAAGGACUUUGGUUAUUUUGGACACUUAAGUAAUGUUUGGUGUCUGUUUCUUAGGAGUGAUUGGGGGAGGGAAGAUGAUUUUAGCUAUUUAUUUGUAAUAUUUUAACCCUUUAUCUGCUUUUAUACAGUGUUUCUUUCUAAUUCUAUAAGCUUCAGAGUUCAAAAUGAUGGGAGGUGGAAGAGCGAGGCUUAUUUGGUGGUAGGGAGCUUGUAGCUUGUGCUGGUUACCGUAGUGUCAAGCCCAAGCAGAUUAGUCAGAGCCCACCUUUGGAGUUAAGUAGAAAAACCAAAAUGGUAUUUUUAUUUUAGGAAGUUUUUCAUAGGGUUCAGACAUCAUAGGAAUAUUAGGAGUUAUUUCCCUGUGGAGGUAUUGAUUUAUAGUUUUUUUCCUUUAAAAAAAAAACUGGGCUGGCUUUUUGGGAUGUAAACUUGUUUUCAGAUGCAGUAAGGCUUAAUGUGGUGCAGCCUCCCUGACCCAGUGGCAUGAAAACCAUUACAGAAUUAAUAGUUCUCCUAUUUCCACAAUGUGCCAAAAGUCCACAUCCCAGCAUUUUGUUUGUAGGAGAACUGAUGCCAUUCCUGAGAGCUGGGCUCCUUGUUUCUCUUCAUCACAAGGAUAAGGAGUCCAGACUUUAAUCACUCCACUAUAUGCUCCCUUAGAUAAAACAGUAAAAAAAAAAAAAAAAAAAAAAAAAAAAAAAAAAAAAAAUGCAGCCAUAGUUCACUUAAAACAGUUUCAAGCUCACUUGAAGUAAUGGGGGCCUGGAAUGCUAGGUGGGCAUGAAGAUAAACCCUUGCUACUAUGUAGCAACACAAUUGGACCUUUUUGGAGGAACAGGUCUGAGUCUGGAUCCUGGGGGACAUCAAUAAGAAGCCCUUCUCAUAAAUCUGGAAAUCCAGGAGACCAUGAGUGCAACACAAGUUCUCAGUAUUUGGAGGGUCCUCUCAAAAUUCUGCGGCCUUACUUUGAUUUUGACACCUGCACUGUGCCAUUCCUGAUGAUUCCAUUCAGGAUCUGUAUCAGCAGGACGGGGCACGAUCCCCAGCACAACUCUUCUGGAUUAAAAAAAAAAAAAAGCCAGGUGAUUCAUUUGUGUGUGUAUGUGUGUCAUAAAUGGAGUGACUUCAUCAGAUAUUGAAGAUUUCUAUAUUCAGCUCUUUCUGCAGGUUGGAGUUAGCAUAGAGUUGGAAAAAUCAGCUUUGGCUUUCUUUCCUGACUGUCUCUGAUUUCCUUUAGUGUUCUCCCUUUUCUGGUCAUCAGCUCUCAACAACUCUGCCACUUUUGUGUCCCAAGGUAAUAAGAAGUAGGAAACGAAACAUUGCAAAGUGGAGCAAGAAAAGUUAUCGGUUACCGUAUCAGAGUCAAUGUCUUGGGUGACACUAAGGAGGACAUGGGCAAGGUGAUACCAGAGUGCUUUAUCUUGUGAUGCUGAUACAGUAGCAGCCUCUCAGACAUACAACCAGGUUGGAUUUCUCACAAGUUUCUCACCUAGUUUUGAAUCCUAUCCCAUUGGUUUCUGCAGGAAAAAAAAAAAGUUGUUUUAAAGUUUGUUCUGGGUGGGGAUAAUCUUACGGGAAUGUACUGCAUAGUAUCAGGGGCUCAGCUCCCCCAAGCAGAGCCAACAAAUACCAAAAUGAGUAAACUGGGAAGCUUUUUUCUCUCUUUCUGUCUUCAUCCCAGAUCAAAGAAUCCCGAGUUAGGAUCUGGAUGAAGGAUAAGCCCCUGAAUUGUCGAUGGGCACACCCCACACACUGACCCAGCAUCUGAACUUGCUUAACAGGGAGCCGGGGCUAAACUGCUUCACCCUGCCUGAGAACCAGGGAGCACUGCAUUUCUCCACAGGGUGGAGGAGAAGAGGCAGAAUAAAUCAAGCCUGGGACACCUCCCUCCUGUCUAGGUGUACUCAUUCUCCUGUUUCAAAAGACGGCAAGGACAUGAAGUCAACUUCUACCUAUCUUCUGCUGCUGGUGUCUUAUGUAUUCUUAGUUUGACCUGAUUCCUCUUCUGUCUUUUGGCUUCAUGUUAGGGGUUCUUGGUGAAAAUCUGCUCUGAUGUACAUGAAGAUUCCAGGUUCAAAAUCAGUGUCUUUCAAAAACAAGUAUUUGGGGGGGGGUGGGGGUGGGAAUGAAGCAGAAUAUAAUUGCCAAAACUAGACUUGAGGUUGGUGACUCUUGGAAAGAUUUUCCUUAAGGCCUAGGUCUGAAAAUUUAGUGCAGCACUAUUAUGAAUUCUCAGAAGAAACCCUUCCAGGGAGCCAGUGAGUCAUAGUAUCCACGAGUCACUUAAAGCAGAUGCCAUUUUAGGAAACUCAUUCACAAUCUAGGCAAUCUUAACUUUCUUUGACCCCCCCCCCUUUUUUUUCAAUUCCUCUCCCCCCUUACUUCUACCCUUGAGUUAAGUUUUUUGAAGGGUUGGAAGUACGUAACAUCUCAGAAGCAAGGUUGGGAAACAUGCUCAGUUGUAAAAGCUGACCUUUAAAUUUUGAGUUUUAAAAAUGUACAUCAGGAGCAGUUGGGGAGGGUCUUUUCUAAAAAAUCUUUCAAAUUUGAUUUUCUGUGCGUAUGGCCGUUCUGUAAAUACUUUGGGGUUUUUCAUUUUUUGAAAGUAGACAAAUCUGUGGGAUUUUUUUCCCAAAACAUUACAAAGACCUGUUUAUUUACAUGCAAAUAAAUUUCUUUGAUAAAAAGCAA
This is a messenger RNA of Camelus dromedarius (Arabian camel), 8140 nucleotides long. RefSeq names its product mediator complex subunit 1 (gene MED1). NCBI's taxonomy places the organism in Eukaryota, Metazoa, Chordata, Mammalia, Artiodactyla, Camelidae. Gene Ontology annotation, biological process: cellular response to thyroid hormone stimulus; regulation of transcription by RNA polymerase II. The transcript has 17 exons. Gene Ontology annotation, molecular function: nuclear vitamin D receptor binding; nuclear thyroid hormone receptor binding; nuclear retinoic acid receptor binding. The coding region runs from base 211 to 4950 and encodes 1579 amino acids. The record is from RefSeq and is a predicted model, not a curated record. Gene Ontology annotation, cellular component: mediator complex.